CCCAGUUAACUUCCUUGGGCCUACUGGAUCGCAGCGAAGAAAUGGUCCUGCAAGAAAACUGAGUCGCGCUUACCAAUCCAUGGCUUCAGGCUUGUAUUUGGAGGUGAAGUCGAGUUGCAACUUCCUACGAGACACCUCCUAGAUCGCUCUGGAGUCUGGAGUCUGGACCGAGGGCCACAACUACUCUCAUAAAUCAUCAGAUUUCAUAUAUAGUUUCUUCAUCAUCCAGUUCAGCCCCCAAGCGCAGAAGAUACAAUACUCUAGCAGCACCAAUGUCAGAGAAGAAAUAAUAUGUCCCCAAAACUACUUCUCAGUGUUGCACUAGUCAUGCUGCAUCUAGCGUCUAUAUCUGCGCAGCCUAACCCUUGGUGCAAAAAACAAUGUGGUGAUGUCAAAAUCCCUUAUCCGUUUGGCAUUGGCACUGGAUGUGCUAUUGGUGAAGGCUUUGAGAUCAUUUGCAACAGGAAUGCUGAUGGAAUUGACCAGCCAUUCACCGGUAACAUCGAAGUUCUAGACAUCUCAGUGGUUUACGGUCGAAGCCGAGUAUUAGGCUCCAUCACCACAAACUGCUACAACUCCAGUACAGGAUCAGCGAAUGUCAAUUCCUGGUGGAUGGAUUUAUCAACAUCGCCAUACCGUUUCUCUGAUGCGUACAACACGUUUGUAGUCAUUGGGUGCAAUACGCUCGCAUAUAUCUACAACGGACUGAACAGAACAUCAUAUACAACUGCAUGUGCAUCAGUGUGCGGAGGACCAGAAGACCUGACAAAUGGUUCAUGCCUCGGAGUGGGCUGCUGCCAAAAUGCCAAUGCCAUACCCAAGGGUUUAACUCGCCAAGAUAUCUAUUUGUAUACUAUUUACAAUACUUCAGAAUCAGAUAGUUGGAAGUUCAACCCAUGCAGCUAUGCUGCACUGGUAGAAACAGAGUCAUUUAGUUUCAGCACAGAGUACAUAACUACCAUGAGGUUCAAUGAUACCUAUGAGGGGCAGCAGCCGCUAGUGCUGGACUGGGCAAUAGGAGAUGUGUCUUGCGAGGUGGCGAAAAACAUGACUUCAUAUGCAUGCCAUAGUGGGAAUAGUAUUUGUGUGGAUUCGAAAAACGGCCCAGGGUAUCUCUGCAACUGCUCAGAAGGGUAUCAAGGAAACCCUUACCUCCCUGAUGGAUGCACAGAUGUCAAUGAAUGCGAGCAGAAUCCAAGUCCAUGCACAAAGGGUGAAACUUGUCGCAAUACAAUAGGAUGGUACUAUUGUUCUCGGCCUUCUUGCCCUCUGGGAAGAAAGUUGGCAAGGGAAACAAACACAUGCAACCCAGACAUCAACCUUAUCAUAGGUAUCUGUAUUGGCUCUGUUGCUCUAGUGAUCACCAUUUUCUUCAUGCGUUUGAUGUUUGAGCGAAGAAAGCUUACAGAUGUCAAGAAAAAAUAUUUUCAGCAACACGGAGGACUGAUAUUAUUUGAUAAGAUGAAAUCGGAUCAGGGACUUGCAUUUAAGGUGUUCACUCAAGCCGAACUAGAACAUGCAACAAAUAAGUUUGAGAAAAGCCAGAUUCUUGGACAUGGAGGACAUGGCACCGUGUACAAGGGUAUAACAAAGGAUAACAUUACAGUGGCAGUUAAAAAAUGUGCAUUGAUUGAUGAUAGGCAUAAGAAGGAAUUUGGUAAAGAAAUGUUAAUCCUUUCACAGAUCAACCACAAGAACAUUGUUAAGCUGCUGGGUUGCUGCCUUGAGGUGGAUAUCCCAAUGCUAGUGUAUGAGUUCAUCCCAAAUGGAACAUUAUUUGAUCUUAUUCAUGGCAAGAACCGUACGUUUCAUAUCCCUUUUAGUUCUCUCCUAAGAAUCGUCAAUGAAGCAGCUGAAGGGCUUGCAUUUUUACAUUCCUAUGCAAACCCACCAAUUUUGCAUGGCGAUGUGAAAACCUCUAACAUCCUUCUUGAUGAGAACUACAUGGCAAAGGUGUCAGAUUUUGGAGCCUCCAUAUUAGCACUAAGUGAUGAAGACCAAUUUGUGACAAUGGUUCAAGGGACAUGUGGCUAUCUAGAUCCGGAAUAUCUGCAAACAUGCCGAUUGACAGACAAGAGCGAUGUUUACAGCUUUGGUGUGGUCCUUUUGGAGGUCAUGACUGGGCAGAUGCCAUUGAAAUUUGAAGGUCCUGAGAUUCAGAAAAGCUUGUCAUCAAGUUUCCUACUGGCAAUGAAGGAGAAUAAUCUUGAGGCCAUGUUGGACAGUCAAAUUAAAGAUCAUGAGAGCAUGGAACUGCUAAGUGGGCUUGCAGACAUAGCUAAGAAAUGCUUAGACAUGUGCAGUGACAAUAGGCCAUCAAUGAAAGAGGUAUCUGAGGAGCUUAGCAGACUACGAAAAUUUUCAAAACACCCUUGGAUACAACGUGAUACUGAGAUAGAGAGCUUUCUCAGUGGACCAUCAACUAGUAACCUAGAAACUGAGCACAGCUAUCUCAGUGGACCAUCAACCAGUAACUUUGAAAUCGAGCACAACACCGAGUAUAGAAGGAAGGAUGAAGAAAUGCCCAUAAACCCAAGCACUUCAUACUUUAUCCGGUGAAAACAAAUUGUUACAAGAUUGUACUCAAGCAUUUCCACUUUCGUCCUUAACCUUAUUCUGUCCAGUUCGCUGGUGAUGUUUUAUAUUGCAAUUAGGAAUAACUUCUGUUUGGUUGCAUAAUUUGUCACUGUAUAUGCUUAUGAUAGUUGACCAUGAUUAAAUCUAUAGUGAAGUAACUAUUAUGCUAUAUACUUUUUUUUAAAAAAAAGUAUAAUGCUAUAUGAAAUAAGUCAGUGUCAGGACAUAUUUGUGGCCAAAACAUAACUCUAUUUAGUAUGUAACUCAUGUUAAUGUUCCUCUAAACAACUUCCUAAAAAUUCUUGAACA
Molecule: messenger RNA, 2886 nt
Organism: Oryza sativa Japonica Group (Japanese rice)
Lineage: Eukaryota; Viridiplantae; Streptophyta; Magnoliopsida; Poales; Poaceae
Product: putative wall-associated receptor kinase-like 16
Biological process (GO): protein phosphorylation; cell surface receptor signaling pathway
Cellular component (GO): plasma membrane
Molecular function (GO): ATP binding; protein serine/threonine kinase activity; calcium ion binding
Source: RefSeq, a predicted model, not a curated record